GACUGAGCAAAGGUUCUCACGGGAUAACUUCUUUCCAGCUUCCGCGUCCCAUCAUCGCAUUUCGCUGUACCGCACCAUGCCAGUCCCGUGGGAGGCACUCAUUCCGUUUGGUCUGUUGACGGGGAUGUUCGCUGCGACCGGAACACUCUUUAGUGUCGUUAGGAGGGGCCAGAAUGACGGGAAGCCCCCUCGUUACAACCUGGAAUCAUGGGACGAGAUGAUGAUGGAUCGUGAUAAGAGAUUAACAGGGAGUCGAAGAGGGCAGUCUGACAACCAUGUUGCGCCAGAGAGCUUCAAAACGAACAGUAUCUGGCCUGCUAAACAAGUCCAAUCGGCAUUGUAAUUCGAUAUUAUAUUUUUACUGCCCAACACGAACGUUUGCGAUUUACUGGUCAUUUGCACAAUACCCGACACGCGUCCGGGGUGGGGUGCUCUAUAGGGUGAUAUUCUCGUUUCCGGCUGUUUUCGACUGCGAGCCUCGACCCGAAUCUUCCUCUUCAUCUUCCAGGAGUGCCUCUGUGACAUCGAUAUCU
Molecule: messenger RNA, 533 nt
Organism: Cantharellus anzutake
Lineage: Eukaryota; Fungi; Basidiomycota; Agaricomycetes; Cantharellales; Hydnaceae
Exons: 4
Coding region: 77-343 (88 amino acids)
Source: RefSeq, a predicted model, not a curated record